Didymodactylos carnosus is the source of this 2451-nucleotide messenger RNA. Lineage: Eukaryota; Metazoa; Rotifera; Eurotatoria; Philodinida; Philodinidae. The record is from the annotation of a GenBank genome assembly.
GGCGGAUUUGUAAAAAAGUGACAUCUACAAACAAAAUCUUAAUUUCCUCUUCAGACAAUCAUGUUAAAUUAUUUUAAAGUACAUAGUCGGAAUCACCAAGUCGAGAGCUAUCUAUUGACAAUAAAGUUUGAUCCUUUGGACAUUUAACCAGUGAAAAACAGCACACGGAUCUCUCAGAAUAGCAUUUCCGUUGAGACUAUCUAACUAUAGUCUUAACGCCCCGGUUAGCCCCACUGGAAAAUAACAUCUAACUAUAUCAACAUGCUCCUCAGACAAUACUCUACUUUUACUGAUCUCAGAAAAUCUCACAUAUUUUUGAAGGCCGAAUGAUGGAUUUUUCAGAACCCAUACGGAUUUUACGGCAUUUCGAGGUUUUUCUGGCCACGAAAGCACUUUUAUUCAAAAAUAAUAUCAUAUUCAGAAUCAACGUGAAAAACUGCAUUGAAUGGUGUAUAACUCAUCUAGUUUCGGUCACUUAAUUUUGAAUUCUAGAAAUUUUUUAGUUUUUGAGAUUCACACAAACAAUUUCGUGCUGAAAAUUUGAAUUUCAAGAUAAAGUAACCUGAACCACUCGAAACAUGUUUCUUGUAGGUUUUCGACAAUGCUCUUUCCAGCGGCAUUGUUUUUAAAUAUUGAGAAAGUUUUCUGAAGGCUUUUCCAGAGACCGGAUCUCUGGAAAGCUCCUUAGAAAACUUUUUCAAAAUCCAACUCUCAUGCCAUUAGAAAGAGGGCCUUGAAAAACCUAUAAAAAAAUGGUUCAUGAAAUUUUAGUUCACUCAUAAAGCUAAAGUCCGCCUGCUCUAGCAAAAAAUGCCCACUGUGAGGAGGUCACAGUUUUUAGAAGUAGAAAACAUCAAUUCACCUUUUUGAAAAACAAUGUUCAACUCACAAUUUAUCAGAAAAACGCUAAAGGUGGACCCUCCAGAUAUCAUGCAUGUUUAAACAACUAACUGUCAAGAUAAGUUUAUUUCAGAUAGAGAAAUAAAAAAAUUUAUACGCCAUCAUGUUUUCGUUCUUUUAUAAAAAAAAAACUAAGAUAACAGUUGUUGUUGGUUUAGUAGCUCGAAUUCUCAAAUCUUUGGUUCAUCGAACCAAAAUAACCCAUCUGCAGUUCGUAUGGAAGGUAAAAAAUAAUAAGACUGGAGUUCUUUCGCGUAUUAACCUUAUUUUAGUAAUAGAAAUUACACCCUCAUACACAAAAAAAAUCUGGUAGCCCAUUUACCACCUCACUCUUCGUAAGGACCUCAAAGAAAUGCAAUAAGCUUCCCCUCUCUGACGUUAUCUUUUUCAAUUUUUACUCAUAAUUUGAAAAAUCAUAUGGCAUGUCACAAAAUCAGAAAUGAUUUUUGAUUUUGUGAAAUACAAAUUAUAGAGUAAACUUUGGCCAGAAUUCUAUUUUAUAAUUUGCUUUCUGUUAUUUCUUUUGUUGUUUUAAGUUACCUAUUUUCUUUCACUUUUCCUCGUUUGUACUCAUCUCUUGUUGAUUCUAAAUUAACUCUUCUUUCUGUAUUCAUUUACUAGUACUCUACUUUUUCUUCGCAACAUUGUAUAGGCAUUGUUUUUCAAAAUGAUCUUGGUUGCAGUCAUUGUUUUAUCAAAAUAAGAUUUGAAUCUGCCGAUCUUUCUCGAACUUUUCAAGGUAUUUUCUAGAAAAAAUGAUAUUCUGAUUAAAAAACAAAUGAAAAUAUAUGUCAAUUCGGGUAUAAUAGCCUUAUCGAGAUAAAAACUUUGCCCUUAUAGAUCUAUGUAUUCGGAUUGGAAUGGAUUAGAUAAAAGGUAAAAAUCAGUAUUAUAAGUACAUAUGUUCGUACACAUUAGUUUCAGUAAUACCAUAUCUUCGACUGUUUUAUAACAAAUGAUACCAAUCUUUAAUUUCAAAAUACCAUUUUUGCGACCUUUAAGCUUCGUGUGUGCCUCAUGACUGAUAAUAGUAAUAUAAACAGGUAAAAAAGACCUUAACAGGACAGUAUAUAUAUAUAUAUGCAGAUGUUAUCAUAUAUUUACUCUUUGGUUUUUGUAUUGAAAAAUAACUCAAUAUAAAUAUUUUUAAUGUGUACUUUUAGUGUAGUAACAUAUUAUUGAAUUUUAUUUAAUUUUAAUAUUACAAAUGAUAAUUUUUCACUAAUUUUAGUUGAAAUGAUAAACAACCCUGAUCAGAUUGAAGCGCCACCGCAAUAUCGUGACAUUCUUCAUUCUGACUCAGUCUUUGUCAGAUUCCAGGAUGGCGAAGCCACUAGAAAUAAACUCGAUUAUGGUGUAAAUCAAGAAGCACCCACGCUUCAUCGGGGUUUGAAAGAACGACAUAUGACAAUGAUUGCGGUUGGGGGUACAAUUGGGACAGGACAAGCAUUGUCCGCCUCUGGACCCGGUGGAAUUUUGGUUUCUUAUUUUAUUGUUGCUAUAAUGGUUUAUUUCGUUAUGACAAGUUUAGGACUACUGCGGGCUGACUAG